Molecule: messenger RNA, 744 nt
Organism: Orbicella faveolata
Lineage: Eukaryota; Metazoa; Cnidaria; Anthozoa; Scleractinia; Merulinidae
Source: RefSeq, a predicted model, not a curated record
AUGAAAUCACUUUCUGAGAAACCAAGUUCUAUCGGUUUUGGUUUUGGAAAUAAGAUAUCUGUGAUUACAGAAGAAAAAGCGUUCAAGGCCGUGAAAGAGCAGUUUGAAAUUGGUGAUCUUGUACCUGAACAGGAAAACUCACUUCGCGAAUUUUUUGAAGGUCAAAAUAUCUCUGAGUGGACUGUUACGUCAUCAUCUUCGCACAAUCUCCGUGUUGUUAUCAUCUACCGUCCGCCAUACUCUGAUGAACAUAAAGUGUCAGCCAAUGUUUUCUUCACCGAGUUUUCGACUUAUCUUGAAUCCAUUCUUCUGUCUAAGGAACAGCUACUGAUUACCGGUGACUUAAACAUCCAUAUUGAUGCUGUUGAUGAUCCUGACUCUCUCAAACUGUUGGAUCUCUUGGAGUCUGUUGGUCUACGGCCACACGUCUCCCAGCCAACUCAUGUUCAUGGACACACACUAGAUCUUAUUAUCACCCGAUGGUCUGACCAAAUCAUCCAGGAUUCACCACAAACUGAUCGUUUCAUAUCAGACCAUGCAUCACUUCUUUGCAAGCUACUUCAAGAUAAACCAGCUGUGACAACUAAGAAGGUCACUUACAGGAGGCUCAAAUCAGUGGACCUGGAUUCACUCAAAGCUGACUUAGCUGCCUCUGGAUUGUGCCAAGAACAAUCCGAUGAGUUAACUAAUGUCACCCCGGAUGGAGUUGAUGCGCUUUUACGUAACUAUAACAAAACUCUGUCC